Penicillium macrosclerotiorum is the source of this 813-nucleotide messenger RNA. Its product is annotated as nitroreductase family protein. Gene Ontology annotation, biological process: cellular response to oxidative stress. The coding region runs from base 1 to 813 and encodes 270 amino acids. The record is from RefSeq and is a predicted model, not a curated record. Lineage: Eukaryota; Fungi; Ascomycota; Eurotiomycetes; Eurotiales; Aspergillaceae. The transcript has 3 exons.
AUGGCCUCUCGCGCUCUUCGUCCAGCUUCCAAUCUCCGCUGCAUCUACCGUGCCCUGGGAUCCACCACGAAGACAAGACCAUCCUUAUUGUCGGCCCAAACCCCGCCAACAGUUACCCAACAACUCCAACCCCUCCAAAGAACAUUCGCCUCCUCAAUUCCCAAAUCAACACACCUCUCAACAGCCAUGUCAACCGACGCCCUUGUCCAGGCGGCCCAGAACCGCCGCACGAUCUAUAAGCUCGGCAAGAACAGCCCCGUCCCCGACGCCAAAGUCGAGGAGCUUGUCAAUGCUGCCAUCCUGAACGUCCCCAGCUCGUUCAACACCCAGUCCACCCGUCUGGUGGUGCUAUUUCACGACGAGCACGAGAAACUGUGGGAUAUUGCCAUUGAGGCUUUUGGCGGCCUCGUCGCAUCCGGCGUUGUGCCCAAGGAGACAUGGGAGAAGCAGACCCUGCCCAAGAUCAAUGGCUUCAAGGCCGCUUAUGGCACUAUCCUCUUCUACGAAGACCCAGCCCACAUCAAGCCCUUCCAGGAGAAGUUCGCCACCUACAAGGACCACUUCGAGCCCUGGGCUGACCACUCCAACGCCAUGCACCAGUACUUCCUCUGGACCGGUCUCGAGACUCUCGGCUUCGGCGCCAACCUGCAGCAUUACAACCCGCUCAUCGACACCCUUGUCGCCAAGCAGUGGAACCUACCCACCGAGUGGCGCCUGGUCUCGCAGCUGGUCUUCGGCAGUCCUGAGGCCCCAGCCGGCGAGAAGGCCCAAAAGCCCGUUGAGGAAAGGGUGAAGAUCUUCGGCAAGCAGUAA